ACCGAGAAUGUCUACCAUAGUGCUGUGUACGUAAAUUGUUUUCCUUUUCUCUAAAAAAAGUUAGCACCUAGGUGGAAAUCGUUGUUUUGUGGUCGUUUGAUUCGGUUUUCCCGAUGUAUUCUUUGAACAAUCGGUCCAGAUUGAGCUAAACAUGGAAAAACAGAAUCAACGAUGGACGGUGCAGAGAAUGCUAGGGAUAGCGACCCUUGUGCUGCUGGUCGGGCAAUGUUCCGCAUUCUACGUGCCCGGUGUGGCUCCGGUGGAGUUCAAGAAGGGACAGAAGAUUGAUGUAAAAGCCGUCAAAAUGACCAGCACCCACACGCAGCUUCCGUACGAGUAUUACUCGUUGCAGCUGUGCCUGCCAAAGAACGGAACGGUUGUGUACAAAAGCGAAAAUCUCGGCGAAGUGUUACGCGGCGAUCGUAUCGUCAAUACGCCGUACGAAGUGCGAAUGGCAGAAAACAUCCAAUGCAAGCUGCUGUGCAAUUCGAAGGAUCGGCCAAUGAAUUGGGACCACGAACAGUCAGCCAAGGUGGCAGAACGUAUACGGCACGAAUAUUUUGUCCAUCUGAUCAUUGACAAUCUUCCAGUAGCAACCAAGUUUGUCAACCCAGACACGAUGGAACUGCAGUUCGAGCACGGGUAUCGUUUAGGCCAAACAAAUGGUCCAAAUGUAUUCAUUAACAACCAUUUACGAUUCCGGCUGUUUUACCAUCUGCACAGCGAAAAUCAGUAUCGCGUCGUUGGAUUUGAAGUAGAAACGCUUUCGAUCAACAAAAACUCCUUAAGCUUCGACGGUGACACUUGCAUUUUCCCAGACAAUCCCAAACCACAAGCGGUUACACCAAACGGCAGGACGGAGCUAUUCUUCACCUACUCGGUGGUUUGGCAAGAAUCGUCCGUGAAGUGGGCUUCCCGGUGGGAUAUUUAUCUGGGAAUGAACGAUGUUCAGAUCCAUUGGUUCAGCAUCAUCAACUCACUUGUCGUGGUAUUCUUCCUAUCGGGUAUACUUACUAUGAUCAUGGUCCGCACACUUCGUAGAGACAUUGCCAAGUACAACACAGAUGAUAGUAUCAGCAUCGAGGACACAUUAGAGGAAACUGGUUGGAAGCUGGUGCAUGGAGACGUGUUCCGUCCUCCGCGACAUCCAAGACUUUUCGCCGCUAUCAUUGGUAGCGGUAUACAAAUCUUCUUUAUGGCACUCAUCACCAUCAUUAUCGCUAUGCUCGGGAUGCUGUCUCCCUCAUCCCGUGGUGCACUAAUGACCGCCGGCAUCAUGUUGUACGUGUUUAUGGGCCUGAUCGCUGGCUACUUUUCGGCCCGCCUGUACAAAACGAUGAAAGGUCGCAACUGGGAACGUGCCGCCUUUCUUACGGCUACCUUUUAUCCGGGUCUUGUAUUCGGCACGUGUUUCUUCUUGAACUUCUUCAUCUGGGACAAGGACUCAAGUGGUGCCGUGCCAUUUGGAACAAUGGUAGCACUGCUGCUGCUGUGGUUUGGCAUAUCAUUACCGUUAGUAUUUUUGGGAUACUACUUCGGUUACCGAAAGCAAGCCUUUCAACAUCCGGUGCGCACGAAUAUGAUUCCCCGCCAGAUACCGCAUCAGCACUGGUACAUGAACGUUGGGCUAUGCAUUCUUAUGGCUGGCAUUCUCCCGUUCGGAGCCGUUUUCAUCGAACUGUUUUUCAUAUUUUCGGCAAUCUGGCAAAAUCAGUUCUACUACCUUUUUGGAUUCUUGUUCCUAGUAUUUUGCAUACUAGUCGUAAGCUGUUCCCAGAUUUCGAUCGUGAUGACGUACUUCCAGCUAUGUGCUGAGGAUUAUCGGUGGUGGUGGAGAAGCUUCAUCGUUUCUGGAGGAUCUGCCGUGUAUAUAUUGUUCUAUAGCAUAUUUUAUUUCUUCACGAAACUCGAUAUAACGGAAUUCAUACCGACGUUGCUCUAUCUAGGAUAUACUGGUCUCAUGGUUGUAACGUUCUACAUUCUCACUGGCACGAUAGGAUUUUUCGCUGCGUACAGUUUUAUCAGAAAGAUCUACGGAGCUGUAAAAAUUGAUUAAAAGUUCAAUUCAA
Anopheles maculipalpis is the source of this 2069-nucleotide messenger RNA. RefSeq names its product transmembrane 9 superfamily member 4 (gene TM9SF4). Gene Ontology annotation, cellular component: membrane. The coding region runs from base 152 to 2056 and encodes 634 amino acids. Gene Ontology annotation, biological process: protein localization to membrane. The record is from RefSeq and is a predicted model, not a curated record. NCBI's taxonomy places the organism in Eukaryota, Metazoa, Arthropoda, Insecta, Diptera, Culicidae. The transcript is spliced from 9 exons.